AUUUAAAAUGGUAUAUAAUUGCUUUAAUGUUGAUGGACCCCAGGGAGAGUAGCUGCUGCCUUGGCAGGAACUAAAGGGGAUCCAUAAUAAAUACAAAAACCCUAAAAAGCCACCUAGCCAUGAGCUCAUUUGAAAGACAAUAACACGGAAUUUCUCUAAUCUCAUAUUCAGCCUGCCACCUUCCAGCAAACCUCAGCCAGUCAGAGGCUGCAAGCUAUUUUAGUUGUUUAUAUAAACAUCUUAUGAUUUGUUGUGAUUUUUAUUGUAUUUGCCCAUUUUAAAAUAAUACAACCACACGUGGACAUAAUGCAUUUACAAGCAUUGAGGAUGACAAAAACGUGAUACAUCUAAUAAUUUACCAUUUAAAUUAUAUGAAUGAUGUAUUGAAUAUACCAAAAAUAGCCUACAUUUUUGCCAUUAAUUUAGCAUACAAUAUGUUUGAGGCAAUACAAACAGUUAUUUUCUAGCAAUAAAUUACACUCCCAAAACUGCUUCACCCAUUUGAAGAGAGGUUUUGAUGACUGUGUACAGUAGGUGGCGGCACCUCUUAAACACCACAGAAGAUGCCGAAGAGCAUCAACAGGAAGUUCUUUGUUGCCAUCCUCUAUCUAGUUUUCAAACCAAAUACAAUUCUACAGGAUCUUUCUGAUGUAAGAUUAGUCUACAUGAGACGUUUGUUUGUCAGGACUUAAAUCCAGUUUUGAUAUUUAAAAGGACGUUUGAUUGCGCUGGUCUAGCUUUUCUUUAUCUGAACACCGUGACAAAGUAACUACCGUACACAUUUAGUUUCAUGUUUUUUAUUUUAAGAAACGUUGAAGAAAUAAUCGCUUCCACGAUGGAUCGGAGAGGUGUUUAUCUCUGUCGGUGCGGCGCAUGAAGAAGCCCGGUGGCUGAACCGACUCUGACAACAUAUCCCAAGAGAGCUAUGUUUCCUUGAAACAGAAUGUUACAAUCUCUGAUGUCUCUCUGGAAGGCAAUCCCUCUGGAAGGCAACUGGACAUUGGCGAGUAGUAUACUCGGAAACGGUGGGCAAAGUGCACGCCUAUGGCGCCUGACCAGGAGGCUGCUCAGUCCGCCUGUUCUGCGGCAACAUUGUUUUGGGUCGGCUUCUGGGAUUAGAUCCACUGUCCUGGGUGGUGGUCCGAACUAAGGAUCCGCUUCGGGAAAGUCGUAUUCCUGGUCGUAAUGUUGGACAGAGCUAGUCCGUCCCCCUCCACCCUGCCGGAGUCCCCUGGUCACAACUCUCCUGGUAGCGCCUUAUUGCUGGGUCUGAAGAGGGUGUCUGUGCGGCUGGUCGACUGCAGGAAAACACCAGGGCAGAGUGGAGCUGUGAGAGAAGGACACGAGGAGGGAGAUGGAGAUUUGAUUUCAUCAAGUAAGAACAAUGGGGACUCUCCUAACCGUCGCUCUCUCAGUGGGAGGGACUUAUCAUCUGGGGAGCUUCAACUACAACAUGUUGCUGACGAGGCAGAGAAGAGUGUCUCCCAAUCAGAACACCUCAAACACCAGCACAGACAUACAGGGAAGAAAUCUCACCACAGCUGCUCUGACUGUGGGAAGAGUUUCACUACACGGAGGUCCUUCAUAAUUCACCUGCGUAUUCACACCAGAGAGAAGCCUUAUCACUGUGAUCAGUGUGGGAAGUUCUUUGCUCGAGCUUCCAACCUGACUACACACCAGCGAACACACACAGGAGAAAAGCCUUAUAGCUGUGAUCAGUGUGGGAAGAGCUUUGCUGCAUAUAACACCUUCAAAUAUCAUCUGAGAAUUUAUGAAGGGGAGAAGCCUUACCCCUGCCUUGAUUGUGGGAAAAACUUUGUUAAUGCAGGAGCAUUAACCACACACCAGCGUGUACACACUGGAGAGAAACCUUAUAGCUGUCAUCAGUGUGGAAAGAGCUUUGCUGUAGCUUCCACCCUGAUUAGACACCAGCGCAUACACACUGGAGAGAAGCCUUAUAGCUGUAAUCUGUGUGGAAAGAGCUUUGCUGUAUCAGAUAAACUAACCAUACACCAGCGUGUACACACAGGAGAGAGGCCUUAUAGCUGUGAUCAGUGUGGAAAGUGCUUUGCUUUAGCUUCCACCCUGAAUAAACACCAGCGCAUACACACUGGAGAGAAGCCUUAUAGCUGUGAUCAGUGUGGAAAGAGCUUUGCUCGUGUUUCCACCCUGACUAUACACCAUCGAACACACACUGGAGAAAAGCCUUAUAGCUGUAAUCAGUGUGGAAAGAGCUUUGCUCUAGCUUCCACCCUGACUGCACACCAGCGAACACACACUGGAGAAAAGCCUUAUAGCUGUGAUCAUUGUGGAAAGAUCUUUGCUGAGUCAGGGACCCUGAAUACACAUCAGCGAACACACACUGGAGAGAAGCCUUAUAGCUGUGAUCAGUGUGGAAAGAGCUUUGCUGAGUCAGGGACCCUGAUUUCACACCAGCGAACACACACUGGAGAGAAACCCUAUGUCUGUCUAUGUGGAGAGAGCUUUGCUCGUUUAGGGCAAAUGAAAAAACACCAGAAAGCUCAAAUUUGCCAUAUUUCAACUCCCUCCUAUUUGACACAAUUUCCAGAUCCAUAAAUAAAGGAUCAAUAGAAAACAUCUAGUGAUCAGUCAUAUCCAUCUCCCAUUCUUAGACAGUUGCCUUAGUCUGAUCACCAUGGUAACCUCUGUGCAGCAUAAUAUGCAGCUCUGAUGUAGGAUCAGGUCUCCCCUGUGUCUAUGUAAUAUCACUAAUUGUGAUCUAAAUGGAUAAAUGUUAUCAUAGAUAAUGUCAUAGUGAACCUGUGUGUUGGGGGGGGGGGGGGUGUUGAUAAUUGUAUCUUCUUUCAUAUACUUAUGACACUAUUACAAACUGACAAGGUAAAAAUCUGUCAUCUGACCCUGAAGAAGGCAGUUAACCCACUGUUUCCCGGUAGGCUGUCAUUCUAAAUAAGAAUUUGUUCUUAACUGACUUGCCUAGUUAAAUAAAGUUUCAAUUAAAAUAACUUGUGUAUUCAAUUGAUCAAUAAAUUCUAGCCAUUA
This is a messenger RNA of Oncorhynchus kisutch (coho salmon), 3021 nucleotides long. Its product is annotated as zinc finger protein OZF. The record is from RefSeq and is a predicted model, not a curated record. Lineage: Eukaryota; Metazoa; Chordata; Actinopteri; Salmoniformes; Salmonidae. Gene Ontology annotation, cellular component: nucleus. The transcript is spliced from 4 exons. Gene Ontology annotation, molecular function: RNA polymerase II transcription regulatory region sequence-specific DNA binding; DNA-binding transcription factor activity, RNA polymerase II-specific. Gene Ontology annotation, biological process: embryo development; regulation of transcription by RNA polymerase II. The coding region runs from base 1186 to 2577 and encodes 463 amino acids.